AAACAUUUCUCCUACUGCCGUCGGCCACCCCUUAUAGUAUCCGCAAUUCCCCAACUAAUCAAAUCCCCAAAUUAUCAGUCACAGAACAAUUCUUAGGUCGGGAAGAAAAUUUCGACGAAGUUAAACAACAAAAAUGUCAGAGAAGUUUUCGCCGGCGUUAAGAAUUGGCGACUUGAAUGAUUUCAUAGCUCCAUCUCAAGGUUGUAUUGUCGGUCAACUUAAACCGAAUUCCGUCAAACCUGUUAAUAAUUCCGAGAAAAGAGCGAAGGCUGGGCCUCCUGUCACUACGGAACCUGUUAAAAUUUCACUCAAGGACUGUCUGGCUUGCAGUGGAUGUAUAACGUCGGCGGAGACAGUGAUGCUCGAGAAGCAAAGUUUAGAUGAGUUCCUUUCAGCUAUCAAUAAAGGGAAGACAGUCAUAGUUUCCAUUUCACCACAGUCUAGGGCUUCAUUGGCAGCUCAAUAUGACCUCUCUCCACUUGAGGCUUUCAAGAAGCUCACAACAUUUUUCAAGAGUCUCGGAGUGAAGGCUGUUUUUGACACCAGCUGCAGUAGAGACUUAGCUCUUAUGGAAGCAUGUAAUGAAUUUAUUGUACGCUAUAAACAGAGGCAGUCGGGUGAUGAUGACAGGUCUAAGACAUCACUGCCAAUGAUCUCAUCUGCCUGUCCAGGGUGGAUCUGUUAUGCGGAAAAAACUCUUGGUUCCUACAUCUUACCUUAUAUCUCUUCUGUAAAGAGCCCUCAGCAAACAAUUGGGGCUGUCUUCAAGCGCUACCUCUGCCAGAAAAUGUCUUUGAGGCCGGAUGAAGUUUAUCAUGUCACUGUGAUGCCCUGUUAUGACAAGAAGCUUGAGGCUGCCAGAGAGGACUUUGCAUUUGAAAUGGAAUAUCCAGAUGCAAAUAAUGUAUAUGGUGAUCUAAUGGCUGCAGAGGUGGACUCUGUGUUGACCUCUGGAGAGGUUUUAGAACUCAUACAGUUAAAAUCAGUGGAUCUUAGUUCCUUGGAUGAAUCUCCUUUAGAUAGGAUGCUGGCAAAUGUUACUGAUGAUGGAUAUCUUUAUGGGGUCAAUGGAAGUUCUGGGGGCUAUGCUGAUACUAUAUUUAAGCAUGCGGCAAAAGCCCUUUUCGGGAGGGACACCAAUGGACCUCUGGAAUUCAGAAUGAUAAGGAAUUCAGAUUUUCGCGAAGUUCUACUUGAAGUUGAGGGAAAAACUGUCUUGAGGUUUGCCUUAUGCUAUGGGUUUCGAAAUCUGCAGAAUGUUGUACGGAAAAUCAAAAUUGGAAAAUGUGAUUAUGACUUUCUUGAAAUCAUGGCAUGUCCUUCAGGUUGCUUGAAUGGCGGUGGUCAAAUCAAGCCCAGGGCAGGACAAUCUGCAAAGGAUUUGAUCCAGCAUUUGGAAAGUGUUUACAUGAAGGAUGUCCUGGUUGCUGAUCCUUUUCAAAAUCCCAUAGCGAGAGGGUUAUAUGAUGAGUGGCUUGAGCAACCUGGUUCAGACAAAGCCAAGCAGUACUUGCACACAGAAUACCAUCCUCUGGUGAAAAGCAUAACGUCGCAGUUGCACAAUUGGUGAACGUUUUGCUCUAUAUUCUCUUCUUACCCAAUUGCAGAACUUGAGAGGUCCAUCGUUGUGCAUAUAGUUUGUUCUUCUAGACCCCAUGAGUGAAGUUAUAUCUACACUGGAACGAUCAUCAUACUGACGUAGGCUUUAUGGAGGACCAUUUUUGCGAGAGAUUCUCCAGGUGUACAUAUCAUUAGAUAUAGUCUGUUUCUUUUGUUAGUGACAGGAGGCAACUCUAUAGAAAGAUAAGUCCAUUCAAUCUUUAACAUCGUUGGGUUCUUUUUCCCAUUAACAUAAAUGAUUAUACACAACCAUGGAUAAUAAGGAGGUUUUUGUUCUCAGUUCUGUACCAUUAACUCAUAUUGUAAAAUGUAUUCUGAAUGUUUGUUUUUCUCAAGUCUGGUUUUGGAAUGAAAUACUAUUUCCAUUUUGCAA
This is a messenger RNA of Beta vulgaris subsp. vulgaris (sugar beet), 1993 nucleotides long. RefSeq names its product protein NAR1. Gene Ontology annotation, cellular component: cytosol. The record is from RefSeq and is a predicted model, not a curated record. The coding region runs from base 134 to 1570 and encodes 478 amino acids. Lineage: Eukaryota; Viridiplantae; Streptophyta; Magnoliopsida; Caryophyllales; Amaranthaceae. The transcript has 12 exons. Gene Ontology annotation, molecular function: 4 iron, 4 sulfur cluster binding.